GUACCGUACCUGUCACUGUGUGGGCGUGUAUUUUGAAUCUGGUGAUGUAUCCAUUCAUAAUUUUGUGUUACAACCAUACGGUUAUUAAUAGUACCGCGUCGACGCGAGUAUUCAGUUGGCACGUGUUUGUAACCUCCGUUGCAUGCUGCUGUACUGCUAGCUACUGUGUAUUUUGGACGAAGUGGAUCAGCUUCAUCGACCGUGGAUGCAGUUCAGCUCCGGCUCCCAAGAAAUGAGGACUUGUCUGCAAUCGACCAUGCUCUCAACAGUAACAGUUCUGCUGAUGACAGCUAUGCUUCUGCCUCCUUGCGUAACAGCAUUACCGCGUUCUGUGAGGCAGGCCCUGGAGGGAGACCAAUGGGGUCCAUGGAGCGAUGAAUGGAGCCCCUGUUCCCGCUCCUGUGGAGGGGGCGUCUCCUACCAAGAGAGGAAAUGCAUCACUGCGAGACCAGGUGCAAGGCCCAACUGCGUGGGACCAGACAUCAACUACAGUUCCUGCAACAUUCAAGAUUGUCCUGAAGGCGCUCAGGAUUUCCGCGAGGAGCAGUGUAGCAAAUACAACACCAACGAAUUCCUGGGAAGCCUCUACAGUUGGGUUCCAUACCUCGGAGCUGACAACAAGUGCGAGCUCAACUGCAUGCCGAAAGGCAAGAACUUCUACUAUCGGCUUGCGGAGAAAGUCAUUGAUGGAACGAGGUGCGAAGCAGAUAAGCUGGACGUGUGCGUGAAUGGUGAUUGUAUGAGAGUAGGAUGUGACAACAUGUUGGGUUCUGAUGCCCAGGAAGACGUGUGCCGAGAGUGCAAUGGAAAUGGUUCCUCCUGCAAGACAAUCACUGGGGUCUUCAACCGGAAGAAGUUGCCAUUCGGUUACAAUGAUAUCCUUGUGCUACCAGCUGGUGCUGUGAAUAUUCAUAUCAGUGAGGUCAAACCGUCCAAUAACUUCUUGGCUCUGCGCAAUGCCGAUGGACAGUACUACAUCAAUGGCAACUUCAGCAUUGACUUUCCCCAACCGUUUGAUGUGGCAGAUACGGUGAUUUACUAUGAGAGGAAAUUUGGCGCCCCUUUUUACGGUGCAGAGGUCCUGCACGCCCUGGGCCCAAUUACAGAGCCGUUGUUUGUUGUGCUUGUUACACAAGAGAGGAACCACGGAGUCGCGUAUAACUACUCUGUUCCGUCGGACAAUGAAGGAGCCAAACCCGACACCUACUCCUGGCUGUUUGGAGAUUUCACGCCUUGCACGCGGACGUGUGGAGGGGGUCAUCAGCUGAGAGAUGUAUGGUGUGCGCGAUCCCGUGACUUUGACAAAGUACCAGAGUACCUGUGUGAUCCCACCUUGAAACCGGCUGUGAAUCACUCCUGUAACAUGGUGCCCUGCCCACCAAGUUGGUUCGCCGGUGAGUGGAGCCCUUGCUCUACUUCAUGCGGGCUAGGUCAACAGGCCCGACUGGUCUACUGUGAGCAGGUCAUGCAUGGUGACCGGGCAGAGAUUAUCCACGAUUCCUUCUGUGAGAACGGCGUCCUGCUAGAAAAGCCCAGCUUCCAGCAGCACUGCACAGUGGCGCCGUGCCCUGAUUGGACAACAGGCAACUGGUCCCAGUGCUCAGUCACCUGCGGGCGCGGUAUCCAGACCAGACAAGUCUCCUGCAGCUCUGGGGAGGAGGCCCUUGCCGACACCAAAUGUACCAUCGAAACCCUACCAGACAGCCAGAAGGCGUGUCACAUGGGGCCAUGUGAGGAGGUGCAGUGGCUGGCGACCCAGUGGUCUGAUUGUUCUGACCAGUGUGGUGAAGGCAUUCAGACCAGGCAAGUACACUGCAUGGGACCCUCCGGUACCUUGUACAACGAGGAUAUCUGUGAUGCUGGUCUGCGGCCGGCUACCACCCAGCGCUGUUCAUCCAGGCAGGCUUGCCUACCGCUGUGGCAUGCCUCUCGUUGGACUGAGUGUUCUACAGAUUGCGGGCAGGGCCUACGCAUCAGGAACGUCUUCUGCGCUCAUUUUGUGAACGACCAAUGGGAGACCACCUCGGACGGCAUGUGCAAUGCCACUAUCAAACUGUCCACCUCGGAGGUUUGCGACAACGGACCUUGUGUGGGAGCUGUGUGGUUGACUGGACCCUGGCAUAAGUGUUCAGCCAAGUGUGGGGGAGGACAGAGGACACGGCAGAUCCUGUGUUUCAGGGACGGGACUUCAUUGGACGGUUCCCAGUGUGACAUGACGAGCCAGCCAAUCGAGCAAGAGUACUGCAACACCCAGCCCUGCGAUGGUGGAGAAGGGGAUUGUGAGAGCUCAACCCAUGGGUGUUGUCCAGAUGGAAUCACUGAGGCGACCGGACCAGACCAGAAUGGCUGUGUUACCAGUACGAGUGAAUCUCCUACUACUGUACCUUCCUCGACUGCCACCCCUACCUGUGCUGAUUCCACCUUUGGUUGCUGUGCAAAUGGCACAACCGCAGCCUCAGGACCAGAUGGACAGGGAUGCGAGGGAGAAACGUUGGAAACCUGUGAAAUGGACUUCGAUGCUGGUACUUGCUUUGCCUUUGUGCUCAAGUGGUACUUUGACAUCUCCUACCAGCGCUGCACUAAUUUCUGGUAUGGUGGCUGUGAAGGCAACGCCAAUCGCUUUGACACUUUACUAGAAUGCCAGUCAGUGUGUGCUAUCCAGCAGGAACCCAUGACGCAAGAAGAAUUGUGUUCCCUACCCGCGGAGGUUGGGCCGUGCAAGGCGGGCAUUCGUAACUACUACUACAACCCAGAAACGAGCCGGUGUGAGAGUUUCAAUUACGGGGGUUGUCACGGCAACAUGAAUAAGUUCCGCACUCAGGAAGAGUGCGACAUCAAGUGUGGCACCUUGAGCAAUGAUCCCUGCACUCUACCACAAGACCCCGGCAACUGUUUUGAAAUCCAUGUUCGUUGGUUUUAUAACAUCCGCACCCAGCAGUGUGAGCAGUUCAACUACACCGGUUGCCUUGGGAACCCCAACCGAUUUGAGGAUCUUGCCAUCUGCGAGGAACGGUGUGCUGUGAUUGACAGGGUGCCAGACGAGAGAGAGACCGUGGGAGUCAUUGUCGAUGUGUGUGGCUUGCCCAAGGACCACGGACCCUGUAGGGAGUCCAUCCCACAGUGGCACUAUGACACUGAACGAAACACUUGCCAGCAAUUCCUAUAUGGAGGAUGCCUGGGCAAUGACAACAGGUUUGACUCAGAGGCUACCUGCACACAGGCCUGUGUAUCAUACGGUGCUGAAAAGUGUUCCUUGCCUGUCACGACUGGCCCAUGCUUUGGUUACUUUCCUACAUGGGGUUACAACUCUACAGUGGGCAUCUGUCAGCCAUUUGUCUAUGGUGGUUGCCAAGGCAACGACAACCGCUUUGAAACACAAGAGGCUUGUGACCAGGAGUGCGGACCACAAGCCAUUACCAAGUGUCUACGAAGCCGAAACUAUGCAACCUAUGUGGCCCAGGGUAGGCUGGGGGCCUUCAUCCCACAAUGCACCUUGGACGGCCAUUUUGAAGCCAUGCAGUGCCACAGUAGCUCGGGCUAUUGCUGGUGCGUGGACAUGGACGGUCAUGAGAUCAAUGGUAGCCGGCGAGCACCAGGCAUUCAUGUCCAACGUCCCGAUUGCGAAGCGCUGCGCCCCCGCAUGUUGACCACCUGCCAGCGACACCUCAAGCAGGUCCAGGGGAAGAACGGCCAAUCGCCGCCGGGCCGGUACGUCCCACAGUGCACCGAGACAGGCGAGUAUGAGACCGUCCAGUGCUAUGGCAGCACAGGAUAUUGCUGGUGCGUCAACGAAAACGGGGAAGAGAUCGAUGGAACACGAAGAGGACCAGGCACGGGCGCGCCGAAUUGCGACGGAGGUCCCCAGGGCCCGUGCCCAUCUCUAGCCAACCAGAUAGAAGCGGGAUCAGCUACCAGCGACUACCAGCCUAUCUGCACCCCCGACGGGCUGUUUGUGCGCGUUCAGUGCGACGGCGUACCCCAGUGCCUGUGCGUCAAUGAGACUACCGGGGAAGUGUUGAAGGUCCUCAGUGAGAUGCCACAGGACGGGGACUUUGACGCUUGCAAUGAUGCCCACGAGGAACCAACACGCUGCCAGCUGCACAGGAACAGCGUACUUGCCAGGGAGGAGCCCGAGGGCCAUAUCCGUUACGUCCCACAAUGCACCGAGGCAGGCGACUACAGACAGAUCCAGUGCUACGGUGACACGGGCCACUGCUGGUGUGCAAAUGACAUGGGAGAGGAAAUAGACGGCACGCGCAAGCGACCUGGGGAGGGAGUGCCCGACUGCACAGUCAAAGAUUGCCGUGUCAUACGGGAGGAGGCUCUUUCGUCGGGACUGAUCGGCGGUUACAUCCCACAAUGCACCGAGGAGGGCCUGUAUGAGCCAACCCAGUGCCAAGGCGGGACGGGCUAUUGCUGGUGUGUGGAUGAGAAUGGAGAGGAACUGACGGGAACCAGGCGGGGACCAGGAGAGGAACGGGUCGACUGUGAAGAUGUGUGCAGUCUGCCAAAGGUGACCGGUCCCUGCCGGGGCUACUACCCUGUGUUUGGCUACGAUGCGGUGACGGGAACCUGUGACAAAUUCAUCUAUGGUGGUUGCCAAGGCAACGCCAACCGCUUCCAGACUCGUCUAGCCUGUUUAAUGACUUGCACAGAUUUCCAACCAGAACCAACCACAGUGCCACCUCAAGGCACCACCCAGUCAGUCACCCCCACAGAGUCACCUGAGGAGCCUGCAACGGUUUCAUCCACCACAAGUGCAUCGUCUGCGACAACAUCCUCCCCGUCCACCACACCCGAGCCUUCUUCAGCUUUGCCGUCCACCACCGGGUGGUCCAGUUCAACCGUGAGUCCUGGCUCAACUGCGGCAUCCACAACACCUGCAGCAUCCACUACGCCAGACUCGACCACGCCCAGGGAGCCCUCCACAACGCCCCAGACCACCACUCUCAUUGCGUCCAUGUGCGAGAUUCAGAGGAAGGAGGCGCUUGCCAACACGCUGCCAGGCGUCUUCAUUCCUCAGUGUGAGGAGGAUGGGUCCUUCAGACCCAAGCAGUGCUAUGAGCUGGUCGGUGUGUGCUGGUGCGUGCACCCAGACGGCAUUGAACAAGGAGGGACUAGAGUCCGCAUGAAUGAGCCCUUGGACUGCCAAGAUGUGUGCAGCAUGCCAGAGUUUAGAGGCCAGUGCCCAGACAACAUCCAGAAGUGGUUCUUCAAUGUCGAGGCCGGGGUGUGUGAGACGUUCACCUACAGUGGUUGCCAAGGCAACAUGAACCAGUUUAAUGAUCAGGAGACUUGCGAGCAGACGUGUAUCACCCCAGAACCGACAACUUGUACAGAGAAGCGUAAGAUGGUCCUAGCCCGUGGCUUGCUGGGAGAAUUCAUUCCAAAGUGCACAGAGGACGGGCAGUAUGCAUCGCAGCAGUGCCACGGCAGUAUCGGCCACUGCUGGUGUGUGGACGAAGAAGGAAUGGAAUUGGGAGCCACGCGUCGAGGGCCAGGGGAGGAACUACUGGAUUGUGAUGAUGUAUGUCGACUGCCGAAGUACAGCGGACCCUGCAGGGGGUCCAGCACCAUGUGGUACUAUGAUGUCAUGGAUGAGAGGUGUCAAACCUUCAGGUAUGGUGGUUGCCAAGGCAACGGCAAUCGCUUUGAGACGGAGGCUGAGUGUCAUCGGGCGUGCUAUAUCCCAGAGUUCACUGGCCGACCGCCAACGGUUUGUGAGAUUCAGAGAGAGGAGGCCUUAUCUAGCGACCGCUUGGACCUGUUUGUCCCACAAUGCACCAGCGAGGGUGCCUUUGAGUCCCGUCAGUGCUACGAUCUGAUUGGUCAGUGCUGGUGCGUGAACGAAGACGGCGUGGCCCAGGGGGGCACCAAGACCAGACGCGGGCAAGUGCCGCUGGACUGCAAUGACAAGUGCUCCUUCCCUAAGUUUGUUGGGCCUUGCCGUGCCGAUAUCCCCAAGUGGUACUACAACAUGGGGACCAUGUCUUGUGAGGAGUUUGCCUACGGUGGCUGCGGAGGCAACAUGAACCAGUUUGACAGCCAGGAAGAAUGCCAACAAGCCUGUCUACCACAAGGUCCUGAGAUGCUUUCCUGUCAGAUGCAGAGGGAGGAAGCCUUGGCCAACCCCACCCCCGGCAGGUUUGUACCCGAGUGCACCGAGGAUGGCUGGUUCACAUCCAAGCAGUGUCACGGCAGCACGGGCCAGUGUUGGUGCGUCACCGAGACUGGAAUGGAGCAAGGGGAGACCAUGCGGGAACCAGGGAUGCCUCUGGUGGAUUGUGACGAUAUGUGUAGUUUCCCUAAGGCCACCGGGCCUUGCCUGGCCUACUUUGCCAUGUGGUACUAUGACACUGAGGAACGGGCGUGCCAGCAAUUCAUCUAUGGUGGUUGCCAAGGCAACGGCAACCGAUUUGAAAGCCGAGAGGAAUGUGAGCGAUCCUGCACGGUGCAAGUAACCACAACCUCCGAGCCCGUCUCGCUCUGCCUGGUGACCAGACAGCAUGCCCAGGCCCAAACCAUCGUCGGCAACUUUGUACCGCAGUGCACAGCUGAAGGUCUGUUUUCCAGGCUGCAGUGCCACGCAAGCACUGGUUACUGCUGGUGUGUGGAUGAGAUGACUGGGGAAGAGAUUGUCAGCAGUAUUCCCAAGGUGCCAAGGGCCCGACCGGACUGUGAUGCCUACUACGAGAACAGCACAACCACGGCUAAUGAGCCUAUGAGUAAUGGCACUGAGCCUACCGAUGGCGUGACUCUGAGCCCUAGCCAUCCAUUAGGUGAUGAGGGCUGUGCUACGUCAACGUUUGGCUGCUGCCCGGAUGGCGUCACCCAAGCCAGCAGGGAAGAUCGCUUCGGUUGUCCAGGUGUCACCCCAGCCAUGGUGGAAGUGGCCCCCUCGGAUUCCACAGUAAUCUUGGGCGGUACCCUGACUAUUUCCUGCCGCGCCCAGGGUAACCCCACCCCGUCCAUCACGUGGCAUCGCAACGAUGUAGACAUCAUGUCUGCUAGGGACAGCAGGAUUAGCGUGAGUGAGGACGGCACGUUGGUCAUCGAGGACGUAAUGGAGGCAGACGCUGGGCCGUAUGUCUGCAGGGCGUCCAAUGGAGUGGGACAGGCUGCCAAGGUUGCCGUGGAUGUAGAUGUCUUCACACCAGUGCAAAUUCCCGAGACCAGCCAGCAUUCCGUGCGGGCCAAGGAAGGGGAUGUAGUAGAGCUACAAUGCCAGGCAACAGGCAACCCCAAACCCGUGGUGACCUGGAUGCAAGGCGUGGCCUUCCUGCCCGGCAACGACCCCCGCAUGACCCAGCUGGAUGACGACACGCUACACAUAGAAAACGUAGAGCUGGGCGAUGCGGGUAACUACGUCUGCACUGGACGCAACAUGUUUGGCACUGUGCAGAAGAAGACGGUGACUCUAACAGUAGAAGCGGAGGUGCAGAUUGUGAACGUGCCCCAGGAUGUUACAGCUGACGUAGGAGCUACUGUCAGGCUGUCUUGUGGCAGCACAGGCUCACCCAAGCCCACUACCCGCUGGACGGUCAACAACGUAGGGCUCCCUCCCAUGGACCGCUUUGAGUUCAUGUCCACCGGGGAUCUCAUUAUCAAUGGUCUGAGGAGUACCGAUGCUGGUACGUAUACAUGCACUGCAGCUAAUGGGAUCUCAAGUCACAGUGCUAGGGCUACAGUCACUGUCCUGGGCGCGGCCGUUGAUCCCAACUGUAAAGAUAACAACGCGUACGCCAACUGCCGUGUGGUCCUUCGCGCCAACUUUUGCCACAAGAAGCCUUACGACACGUACUGCUGUGCAACGUGCCAAGACAGUCAGAUGCGUGGACGUCGCCGACGACGAUAAAACCUUGUCAUCACGAGUUAGAAUUAUUUACUAUCGCAUUCGCUUCUGAGACGAAAAACAGACACGUUCAUGUUUCUGAAAUGUUUUAACUUGCACAGACUUUUUAAAAAACAUUUUUUUUUUUACAAAAAGUGUUUUUUUAUCUUCAUAUUACAUUUGACACAAACCUUUUGUAGGAUUUUUAUAUGGAUAUAUAUUUUUUACAGUAAAGCAAGCUGAAGUGAUAUUUUGGCUGCAUUGGUUCUGUGCUGUUGUGUGGGAUUUAGCGGUGCAUGCAUAUGUUCAGGCAUGUGAAGAAAAAUGGCAUAGAAAACGAAUACACUUUUGCAUUUCUAAGAAAUGUACCUCAGAUUCAAAUGGUGCUGUUUAAGGUUCUUUUUAAUAACAAUUCAGAUUGCAAUUUAUGUGUUUUUUUCACUAAAAGUAACUUUUUAAUUAAAAGUAAAUUUUUAAACUUCCCCCAAGAAGACAGACUUAAGGUUGUUAAGAAAUAUUAAAUUUGUAACAAAAAAAUCAAAUCAAAAUGCUCUUUGACUGAGGUUUUGUGUCCAGGAAAGAAGUUGACUUGAGUUUUGUCCUUGAUUUGAAUGAUUUGCCAAUUAUGCAACAAUUAUGAAUGAAUUCCCUGGCACUGUGCAAUGACAUUGUACUUUACCUACACAGCUGUACUGACCCCAGUUCUUUCUCCCAACGGGGUAAUAAACUUAUUUGCAAUUUUUUUGUCUGCUUUUUUUUUUACUUCCAAAAGAAAUACUGCUAUCUUUCUAAUUUUAAUGUCUUUCGCAUAUUUUUGGGCAACAACAUUUUCAUUCAGGUGUCUUUUUUUAAUUUACAUUUACUGUUUUGUUUUUUGACAUUUUGAAGCUAGUUUUAAUUCGGUCCUUUUCCAGAUAUAUUUGUCUUUCACAAAAAAGCAGGAUAUUCGUUUGUCACCAAAUGUUGGAUGUCCAUGGAGGCACAAAUUAUUUUGUAUUUUCUCUUUUCUGCUGUAAUAAUAUCGGACUAGGUUUUGAGGUACAGAGAGAAAUCUUUCUUUGUUGUCUCCAUAUUGUCUUCCGCAUGCAGCGUGUGUAGUUUCUGCUUUUUAAGUUAUUUUUAGCUAUUCAAAGACACUGCCACGGCGCACUGAUACAAAUGUGAACUUGAUAAUGGACGUCAUUGAUUUGAAUGAACUGCACAUACACUGAUGUGUUAUACUUGCACACUUCAAGGCUGGCACGUUGUGGCAAAAGUGAGCAUCCCUAAUACAAGUGUACAUUUGGAAUCUGCUAACUUCCAGCUCUUUUCCGACCAAGCUUCGGAAACAAGUGCCCUGAAAUUUCAACCCAGCAUCCACAGAGACCAUAAAAAGUUUGUCAAUAUGUAUUAAUGUCCUCACGAAGUUUUUAUCCAAUUUAUAAUUUGGGAGGAUUGUAGUAAUGCCUAUUUGUAAUAGAUCAAUGCAUUUUGAUGUGACGUUUUGUCUUAAAAUAGUUAAAGUGUUGAAAUUAAUCAGAUGCUGCCGAAGAAAUAUUUAUGAACGCGUCUAAUUUUAGCAGUCGCUGAAUGUUUUUUGUUAUGAAUAGGAACUACAUGUAUUUUUAAACGUUUUAUACGCCUGCAGAUAAACAUCUGUUCAUUUUAUUUCCAAGAACAGGCGCAUGUAUACUUUGUAUAAUAAUUUCGUACGUGUAGAUCGUGUACAGCAGUGAAGUACAGCUUUAUCCGUAGUUUUUGUUUUACAUUUUAGAAAUAUUGAAUUUACAUUUUAGCACGUUUCAGAGAUUAGUUUGUAGCAACACGUGUACUUCUAAUUGAAACCUAAAUUAUUAUGAUUAUUUUUUACAGUAAAUGUAUUCUGUUACAAAAGGGUGCCAGUUAUAUUAUUUACUGCCGAUGAUUGCAAUGGUGCUAGUUUGCUUUUCGUAAACUUAAGUAGAUUUGUGAAACUGUGUCGUAUUUUUAAAUACGAAGAGUUGAAUUUAGCUUUUUUUUUCAAAGAAAAAAUGAGUAUAGAACGGUGUCUCAUGAAAUACGACCAAUUUUUACAUCUUCCUUAUGAAGAGAAAUAAAUAGCAUCAGGGAAAUGUCGUCUUAUAUUUUUCUCCAAUAAAAUUAAGUCAGAGAUACUUCAA
Molecule: messenger RNA, 9969 nt
Organism: Patiria miniata (bat star)
Lineage: Eukaryota; Metazoa; Echinodermata; Asteroidea; Valvatida; Asterinidae
Product: papilin-like
Exons: 43
Coding region: 206-7855 (2549 amino acids)
Biological process (GO): cell-matrix adhesion; extracellular matrix organization
Cellular component (GO): basement membrane
Molecular function (GO): serine-type endopeptidase inhibitor activity
Source: RefSeq, a predicted model, not a curated record